Molecule: messenger RNA, 516 nt
Organism: Hydatigera taeniaeformis
Lineage: Eukaryota; Metazoa; Platyhelminthes; Cestoda; Cyclophyllidea; Taeniidae
Source: the annotation of a GenBank genome assembly
AUGCCGCACGCAAAAGCCUACGUGAAGCAGGCUGACAUGCUGGAUCAGAUGCAACAGGAGGCAGUUAAUCACGCCUACGAGGCAUUGCACUGCAACACACAAUACAUGGACAUUGCUAAACACUUGAGGACACAUUUCGAUCAUUGCUACGGGCCCUCGUGGAGUUGUGUUGUUGGCAAAGAUUUCGGCACCUCAAUUACUGGCAUUACUGCACUCGCUUUUGCCAUGUCUGCUGGAAGGUAUAGGAAGAGUGAAGCAAAAGCCGUGAUUAAGGAGACGGAUAUGCUGGAGGAGUUGCAACAACAGGCAGCAAAUUGUGCCUACGAGGCCCUCCAGCAUCACCAACAGUACAUGGAUAUUGCGAGGUAUGUGAGAAAGCGUUUCGACGAUCUCUACGGACCCUCGUGGAGCUGUGUCGUGGGAGCCGACUUUGGCGCGUCAUUUGCGUAUGAGAAGAAGCACCUCAUCUCCUUCCAAAUGAAAGGCAAAACAUUCCUCCUCUUCCGUGGCGCGUGA